UUAACGUUUGAUUCAAAGGGGGUGCUUUGUUAGUUCAUUGUCCAGGGAAUCGUCAAUGGACGCCGUUGGUGUUGUUUUCGGUCCUUUCUGCAGCGUUGCUGCUCUUUAAUUGGCACUUUUUAAUUAUCCCCACCUCGCAUCCCGCCCGAGCAUGACAAGCCCACUAGAGCAAUUCGUCGUCAACGUCCAGAAUCUAUCGUCAAGUGGCAAUUUUCCCCAGCUGUACACGCUCAUCAACAAAAGUAGCGAGGUGCUGGUUCGGAACGCGUCGCAUCUCGAAGACGUCCUGGCCACUUUGGACCUGCAGAAGCACUCCCUCGGAGUUCUGGCCAUCCUAUGCGUGAAGUUCAACGUUGUCAACGCCACGGAAUUUGAGGCACUGUACGCCCAAGUGCAAGAGUUCAUCCUGAACUGCAAUGGGGAGCAAGUUCGUUUUGCAACAGACACCUUUGCGGAACUCUGUCACCUGCUCACGCAGAGCCUGAUCGAGAGGCAACAGCCGAUGCGCGGCAUCCACCUCCUGACGAGGGCGAUCAACAAGAUCCAGCUGUUUCCGUCCCAGCUAACCUCCAUCCAUGCAGACAUGUGCCAGCUUUGCCUGCUGGCGAAGUGCCUGAAGCCGGCGCUGCAGUUCCUGGACGUCGAGAUCACAGACAUCAGCCGAGAGAAUGACCGCUAUGAUGCCAAGCACUUUCUGCUGUACUACUACUACGGAGGCAUGGUGUAUGCGGCACUCAAGAACUACGAGCGGGCUCUCUACUUCUUCGAAGUGGCCAUCACCACAACCAGCAUGGCGGUCAGUCACAUCAUGCUGGAAGCCUACAAGAAGUACAUUCUUCUUGCCCUCAUCCUGUACGGGAAGGUGCCGAGCUUGCCCAAGUACACCUCUCAAGUGGUCACAAGAUUCAUCAGGCCGCUGAGCCAACCGUACCUGGAUUUGGCCGCGGCUUACACCUCUAACAAUCCGGACGAGGUCAGGGCUGUCCUCACGAAGCACGCCGAGACGUUUUCAAGGGACAACAAUACGGGUUUGACGAAGCAGUGCCUGGCAUCACUCUACAAGAAGAACAUCCAGAGGCUCACAAAGACGUUCCUGACGUUGUCUCUGACAGACAUGGCGAGCCGCGUUCAGUUGUCGGGCCCCGGGGACGCCGAACGGCACAUUCUCAACAUGAUCGAGGACGAAGAGAUCUUUGCGUCGAUCAACCAGAAGGAUGGCAUGGUCGUGUUCUUGGACAACCCGGAGAAGUAUAACACGCCGAUCAUGUUCAAGAGGCUCGAGGAAGAGAUGCGCAAGUUCAUCCAGCUCAACGAAAAGGUGAAGCAGAUGGACCAGGACAUCGCCGUCGACCCAAAGUACAUCCAAAAGCUGCUGCUGCCUUUGGAGGAGCCCCACCUUUUCAACUACUGCCCCCCUGUCCCCUCCCUCUUGACCUUGCCGCACUGGCCGUGUUCGCCCCUGCACCUUUCCGACGAUAUACAGAGACUCCAAGCAAGAGCCCCCACAUGCGCUGGGCAGCAGGAGGACGAUCAGCCGGGCAGCUCGAUCGGCAGCAGCAAGAUCCCCAACUACUCCAUGUGAGGGACGGGACGCGCGGGGUUCAAGGAACAGGAGGAACGCGCCUGCCCCCCACCCACCCCCCACCAAGUUCUGGCACUUUUUGGAAAGCGAAAUGAGACAGUCAUUAAAGGUUGACGCGGCAUUGCGUCCCCUUGGAACGUUUGA
This is a messenger RNA of Ixodes scapularis (black-legged tick), 1726 nucleotides long. RefSeq names its product COP9 signalosome complex subunit 3 (gene CSN3). The transcript is spliced from 16 exons. Gene Ontology annotation, cellular component: COP9 signalosome. Gene Ontology annotation, biological process: ubiquitin-dependent protein catabolic process. NCBI's taxonomy places the organism in Eukaryota, Metazoa, Arthropoda, Arachnida, Ixodida, Ixodidae. Bases 152 to 1582 code for a protein of 476 amino acids. Gene Ontology annotation, molecular function: protein binding. The record is from RefSeq and is a predicted model, not a curated record.